AUGUAUAUCAACAUUUUCUUCGGACCGAUGGACCGCCACUUGAACGAUGCCCACAUCGUUCGAAAUAUUCAAUCUCGUAUCGAGUCGCGUCAGGGCACCAUCACACUUUGGCCUGAACAAGCAGGCCAGCCUAACGUUUUCUCCAUUCAGGUCUCUGGAACUGACCAAAAGGCGAUGUGGAAUGAGGCUCUAUCGCAAGCAACCGUUUUUAUUCGUAAUCAGCCCACUCUAGGACUUCCUUUCAAGCGGGCCGAAGUCUUUUGA
Molecule: messenger RNA, 264 nt
Organism: Penicillium malachiteum
Lineage: Eukaryota; Fungi; Ascomycota; Eurotiomycetes; Eurotiales; Aspergillaceae
Exons: 1
Coding region: 1-264 (87 amino acids)
Source: RefSeq, a predicted model, not a curated record